Molecule: messenger RNA, 1206 nt
Organism: Sporothrix schenckii 1099-18
Lineage: Eukaryota; Fungi; Ascomycota; Sordariomycetes; Ophiostomatales; Ophiostomataceae
Exons: 1
Coding region: 1-1206 (401 amino acids)
Source: RefSeq, a predicted model, not a curated record
AUGGAGACCAUCAACAACAUCGCUGCUGCCGCGGCAAAGACCGUCUGGCCCAACAGCGACAACAACGACGGCACCGCCACCACUGAGAACAUCAACAAUGCGAACAACGUGGGCAGCAACGGCAGCAUGACGGCCUACGACAGCGGCAACAAUGUCAACGGCCACAGCAACAUCGCCGCAAACGCCGCCUCCUCAUCGGCACCGUACAACACCUCCGACACCAGCUUCAACAACACCACCAGCAAUGUGAACAACAGUCGUGCCAACACUGGUUCCGCUGCCGUGCCCGGCAGCCACCCGGACUACAACGAGGAGCCCGUUUCGGGCGUUCUGGGCGACACUUCCAAGGGCGAGCCGUACGACGCCGGCAACAGGGACGAGCAGGCCUAUGCCAACGCGCAGUACUCUGAGACGCGCUCGUCGGCGGUCGGUUCUGGUACCGCCGGUACCGCCGGCGCCCCGAAAACGACUGGCACCACAGGUGCGACGGGAUCUACAGGAACUACAGGUGCUGCCGGUGCAGCAGGUGUGGCCGGCGCAGCGGGCGCUGCUGGCGUCGCAGGGACCCGGUCGGCUGACAACACUGCUGCCUCGUCCGCCUCCGUCAACAACAACACGGCCAACACUGCCACCAACGCCAGAUCGAACAACCCGGCCGCCACCUCGACGUCCGCUGGCGAUGCCGGCAUGAAGGACUCCAAGGUCCCCAGCAGCGGCGGCGGCGGCGCCUCCGAGCCCAAUGUGGACGGCCCCGGUCCCCGCCCCCUCCAGGAGGUCGCGUGUGACAACCACGGCGACGCGGGACGUGCCCAACCCGGCACUGGCGGUGCCGGUGCCGGUGCCGGUGCCGCCGCCGGCGCUGACGACGAGGACGACGACAAGCCCCAGUCCACCUCCCACGGCGAGGGCACCGGCGAAAAGUACGUCCGCAGCACCGGUCUGAAGGCCGACGGUGGCGAUUUUGACGCCGCGCGCGAGGGUGCCGGUCGCGAGGCCGACCGCAUCUUGGAGGAGAAGGGCAUUGUCGUCAACGCGGGCCACCAGCAGCCGGGCGCCGCGGAUACGGCCGAGGCGGAAGGCGCGGGCAACAACAACCGCGGCAGCGGCAACAGCAACGUCAGUGCCAACAGCGGCGACAGCGCGGGCCAGAAGAAGAAGGUCAGCCUGGGCGAGAAGAUCAAGAACAAGAUCCGCCGUUCGAGCUAA